Molecule: messenger RNA, 1099 nt
Organism: Talaromyces stipitatus ATCC 10500
Lineage: Eukaryota; Fungi; Ascomycota; Eurotiomycetes; Eurotiales; Trichocomaceae
Exons: 2
Coding region: 1-933 (310 amino acids)
Biological process (GO): mitotic DNA replication termination; site-specific DNA replication termination at RTS1 barrier
Cellular component (GO): nucleus
Source: RefSeq, a predicted model, not a curated record
AUGGGUAAUGACGGUGGAAGUAUCCCUACUCGGCGAGAACUGGUCCGCGAGGCCGCAAAAGCGCCAUCCGUGACACAGGUAAAAGAGGCCCAACGCGAACAACUCGAGCACUAUUGGACCACAUGCCCACUGUCGCAUAAACCUCUUCUUCGGCCUAUUGUAUCCGAUUCGGUUGGAAACCUAUAUAACAAAGACUCAAUACUGAAAUAUUUGAUUGGCACCGAAGACGACGAUAUCAGUUCGAAGGCGGACUGCGAUGAGAUCUUGCAGGGGCGAGUAAAGAGUUUGAAGGAUGUGGUCGAGCUCAAGUUCGAUAUUGAUGCUGAAAGCGACGCGACAAAAGAAGGUGGUGAGAGAUGGGUCUGCCCUGUUACCACCAAGCAGCUCGGCCCUGCUGUCAAGUCAGUUUAUAUCGUGCCUUGUGGCCAUGUCUUUGCCGAAGAAGCAGUUCGGGAAAUGAAGGGAGACACAUGUCUGCAGUGCAACGAACAUUACAGCGAAGAUAAUGUCAUCGUCAUCCUACCUACAAAGGAAGCAGAUAAACAACGAUUAAUGGCGCGAGGCCGGAAACUCGCCGAACAAGGACUCGCGCAUUCCCUCAAAAAGCUCUCCGGGUCAAAGAAGCGCAAGAAGCAUGCAAGCGGCAAUCCCUCAGCUGCUGAAGAACCCGCUGCGCUAGCGUCAAAAUCUAAAGCUGACUCCACUGAUCAAGUAGCACGUACUGUACCAUUGGGCAUAAAGAACGCCUCGACGGCCCUCUUGACAGCCAAAGUUUUGGAAGAAGAGCAGGAAAGGGAAAAGAGGCAAAAGAUGGCUCGAAGCAAGAAUUUGCAGAGUCUAUUCCACAAUGACAAUGAUAAGGAGAGGCCGAAAAUAAAAGAUGGAGAUUUUAUGACGAGAGGGUUUUCGAUACCUGCCAAUGCGCGGAGAUGAGUUGGAUUUUUGAUUCAUUCCUAGCGUUUCUUGCAAAAACAUGGAGGGAAAUUUUUAUUAAAUUCCACCUCGUCUGUCAAGGUUGUUCCUCCUGGCAUGAUUCCAGGCGGAGUAUUAAUCAGCUCACGCAGAGCUUGAUGGAGCACACAUACCCUCAGUCAUUUCA